GUGAUCAUCAGCAGAUGAUCAGCCGGUCCGUGAUCAUUACUUUUUGAAAGGACUGACCGUUUGCAGAUUGACACAACUGUUUCUCCGGGCUUUUGUGUUACUUUCCUUUCGCCGUGAUACAGAUUGAACAAAGGAGACGUCAAGAUGACUUCAACGUUGGUCUCCGUUAAGUUAUAUUUCAUUGUGAUAGUGGCUUGUAGUUUCUUCACCCUGAGCCAUCUCCAGUCCGGCGGUGCCGUUGGAUUAAACACAAAAUCCCCAAUGAGGGCGCUGAAACUUCUUAUGGUCAUCUUACCUAUGUCGUUUUUCCUGUCUUACUUUCUGGCAUGGAAAAUGCUCAUCAUCACCCCUAGGGAGAAGCUCCAGCAAGAAAACCCUAAAUGGGAACAGGGGUAUUUUCUCUUUAAAGUUUGGACGUUGCUUUUGUUUGUUCUACUUUUAUUUGCACACCUAAGCUUUCCUUACAUGCUUAGCAUGGGAACAAUGGUUGAGGUAGGCCCAGUGCCUUACAUCUUAUUCGCGUCACUAGGGACAUCUAUGAUAUUAGGUGGUGUUUUGAUCAAGAUGAAAGUCUUAGAAGUUUUAAUGUCUUGUCUACUCUCCGGUUUUCGUUGGAGAUGGUUGGAGUGUAACUGGUAUCUCAUCCGUGGUGCUCUGGUCGCUGUCAUUGUCUCUUGUCUAGCGACUGUGUCAAUGAUGAACGCUGCUGCUGGUCCAGUGGUUAAGGAAGUCCAGGUACCAGUCAGGAAACUACCGUUGUCCAUGAAUGGCAUGAAAGUCGUUCAACUAUCGGACAUUCACAUCGGACCAACUGUCGGACGGAAACAACUUCAGCAGGCUGUGGCUACAACAAACUCUUUAAAACCAGAUAUCGUUGUGAUCACUGGUGACCUUGUGGACUCGACUGUAGAGUAUUUAACGGAUGCAGUGGCACCACUGUCACAGCUGAAGGCCAGAUAUGGAGUCUUCUACGUUACUGGAAACCAUGAAUACUACACCCAUGACGUCAAGAACUGGAUUGAGCAUUUACAGUCACUAGGCAUCACCUGUCUGUCUAACAAGAAUGUAAAGAUCGUAGACCCAGCGAGGGCGCAAGACUGGUUUUAUAUUGCAGGGACGCAUGACAUUGAAGCAAAGCGGGUCAUGAUGGAUGAGGAAGAUCAUUUUAAUCUGGAUGUCGCCCUUGAAGACACCGAUAGUGAGCAUGCUGUGAUCUUAUUGGCUCAUCAGCCAAAGGCAGCGAGACUAGCCAUCCAAUCACAAUAUGACAUCAGCCUGAUCCUAUCAGGUCACACUCACGGUGGGCAGUUCUACCCAGCUAACAUAUUAAGCUACUUGGCAAGCCCAUACUUUGCUGGUAUGUACCAACCAAAGGAUGGAUCUUACGUCUAUGUAUCAUCAGGAUCAUGGUAUAACGGACCACCCUUAAGAUUGUUCUCUCGGUCUGAAAUCACUUUGCUAACUUUGCUGUCUACAUGAGGAUGUUAUAAGGUUGGGGGCAGGGUGAGGUUGAAGACGGGGCAGGUUGAAGUGCAAGGGUGAAUAAGGGGCAAGGGAGAUUAGGGGGCAAUUGAAGGCCAGUUUAGUUGAUUCUCUGGAAUGGGCAUGCUGCAUUUGAAGCUAACCAAAGCCCCUCAGGAUCUCUACUAACAUGUCCUCACUCCUGCAGGCCCAGUAUUUGGUUCUUGUAACUUGUACAAGCUUCACCUCUAUGAGGGAAAUGUAAACUUCUAACUAGGAAAAUUUCAAGGGAGCACCAAGGCAAUGACCAGUGGUUUGGAGGCCAUUAUCUCUAUUGACCCGUUAUAAGAGUAGGUCUUACAAUUAACAUCUGCAACAACAACAAUUCUUAAAUCCAGCUGAAACAAAGUAAUACUUUAUGUUUUCUUUGUGUUUAUUGUAACUGGUUAGAUUGAGUAGGGUUAGAGAUACAUUUGCAAUUUCUUGCUUUUUUAGCACCUUUUAAAAUGUUCCCUAGUUUUUAAAAUAAUCCUUUGUGAUUUGAGUGGGGGAAAACAACAAAAGGGGGAAUCUGUUUUUUAGUGGUCAGCUUUCAAAGGUAUAAUACAGGAUUGGUAGAGCUGACAAUUGUUGCCCACAGUGUUCAUGUGAUCAGCCAAAUACAUGAAAUAACAAACCAGUACAAAAUUGGCUUUCACCGUUGUGGGAGUCAAGUGAAAAAUGUUUUUGUAAACACAUUGCCAUAAAUGUGCUUGUAUUUACCAAAUCAGCUUUUGCUUUUUGUUUUUUAGGUUUUCUGAUGCACUUUUCUAGUUCAACUUCAUUGUGGAGGGAAAUAUUUAACUGAAAAAAUGGUUCUCGUAUGAGCUUCAUAAACAAUAUUUGAAGGUUGAACAAAGACAAAUUAUUAUAAUCAGUCAGCUUUCAGUUUUUUAUUUUAAACCUCACCAAUCCUAUAAAAUACCUUUAAUGUUUAUUCGGGGGCUCUUUUGUCAUAAUUCAUUACUAAUAAAUUAUUCAUCACUAUUGUAAAGAAUUAUUCAUGGAGUUGAAAAAAAGACCUGGGUUGAAGACUAUUGAUGGAGAAGGCGUAGGAAGUUGACAAACAGAAUCCACCAGAGGAUAGUAAUUUUAAAGAAAUAUUUGUGUGUGCGCUUGAAUAAUUAAUGAUUUUGGAAUUGUUAUGCAGUGUAGUUUUUAGUUGCUGGACAUAAAUGACGGAUCUACCCAGGGUUAUUUAUUUAUUUAUUGUGUAGGAAAUAAAUGUGUGCGUUUGGACGCUUGGUGAAAAAGAGGACUCGCCCAAAGAUGUAAACUUUACAGAAGUUUUAGUGUGUGAUUGAAUAUGCAAUGAUGCUUUUUAUAAUUGUUUUUCAAAUGUUAUUUUUAAGUAAAUGUGAUUGUAAAUGCUUGCAAUAUUCUUUUUAAAUGUGUGUCUGUUUAUGAAAUGAUCAAAAUUUAAAUUGCACUUUUGUAAAUUUUUGCCCCAUGAGAAUAGGAUAGCAUUUUGAAAACACAAAAUGGGUGAGAGUAAAUGGUCAGACAGUAUGAGGGUUGACUGUGCACAGUGUAGAUACAUCCAACGCAUGAUAUCAUAUUGCUGGCUGGCAUAGUUUAAAGGAAGGUUUAAAGGAAUAUUACAGAAUUGGUUUUUGCUAACAAAACAGUUGCUGUCAAUGUAAUCCUCCAUAUACAUGAUCUGAAGAACCUGUAGACGUUUGAGACUGAUCGGCCAUCUGGGUCACGAGAAAAUAGGGAAAAACCGAUUACACAUUUUGCAUCAUUAGACCGUGUAAGUUUGAUGUAAAUCUGUGAUCUUCACAGUUUUAUUUUCUUAUCACUUCUGUAACGUUUCUUUAAGCCAUAUUUAUAUAUCAUUUUUUUUUACCAAGAUGAUUGAUGAUUUUAUAAUACCUUGCAGCGAAUUGCAGUGAGUUUAUCUUGUUGUUUGAAUAACAACGUUAACCACUGUUUUUAAUGUUCUUAACAAAGACAAGAAAACUUUGUUGCUGUUUUGUAUAUAAAAGAUUUAUUAUUUAACAUCAAAGAUGCCUGUAACAAACAAUAAUCUUAACAAAACAUGGGAAUUUCACAAUUAAAACUUGAAAUUUUGAAAAAAAAUGCAGAUUCUUAACCGUAAUAAUGGUUUACCUUGACAUAUAAAUUAUGUAUAUAAUCUAUUUUCUUUUGCUUAUAUUUGGUUAUAUGUAGAUGAACCAAUUACUGUUGUUAAAAUGUGAGAGUAAAUCAGGAAAUUGUUUUGUUUUGAAUGAAUUGAAUAAAAAGUUACUACAGCAAUCCCAUAGAACAGGAAGAUCGCUAAGCACAGUUUGGUGUUUCUGUCCGAGCUGUGUAUUCAGAGAGUUGGGACAUAGAGGGACCAGUUUCUUUGGUCUAGUGGUUGCUGGACGCCAUUUGGGCUCAAAUCCUAGCAUAACUCCAAAUGUGCAGUUGAGUCUGACACCCUCUGUGAGCAAAUUGUUUUUUUUUCACUUUCUGAAAAAAUGUUUUUUUACCACAAGUUGUCACAACUUAGGAAAACAUCUCAACUUCAGAACGUCUUGGUUUUGAUUCCCACGCGAAUCCCCCCCCCCCCCCAAUCAGAGCGCACUGAGUAACAAUAUUGUUUAUACAUGUCCCUGUAAAACUUAAUAGGCAAAAAAAUAAAUAAAACUCAGCGCCCAUCUACUUCAGGUCUUAAAACAAGGAAAUCAAAUAGUAACUACUGUUGAACAACUAAAUGUACCAAAGCAUGCAAAAACAGCCUAAUAAUUCCUGCCUUAUAACAACUUAAUGUACUAAAAUUGGAUAAAACCAAACUAUUAAUUACUGUCCUAACAAUGUAUAAACUCAAGUUGAACAAAAUUAUAUAUAUAUAUGUUCAUGGCUGCUCUUUGUUUGGACACAUCUAUAUGGCUCAGUAAUGACGUCUACUGUUUUUGUUUAGUAUUGGCACUUCAUAAAACUCUGCUCAAGUACAACCCUUAAAGUGUUGAACAUUAAUUCCAACAUCAUGUCAACUUAACAAGACUGUAUUCAAACAAAGCUGAUAAAGAAAAUGGAAUCCACUACAACCCAUAAUUGGGUAGUUUCUUAUUCAUGGAAAUGUAGACAAUAGAAUGAGUAGGAUUUGAACCUCUGUAUGGUGGAGAUACUUACACCUCAGGUAAAAGAACUACCAAGUAAUUGUACUCUUUCGUUGGUAGUGGGCUUCACUCUAGCACUCACAGAAAAGUUACUGAACCACACUGGCGAUAAAAGUCUGUAACAAUAUGAGGGCACCAACAAAUAUAACUUUACAAAAAUCACUUCAUUAUCAAAAAUGUUUUAUACAAUUUUGUACGGACUGUUUCAUUGCACAUUGAUUUUUUUAUUUCAAAAAAACAAAAACUGAUUUGACAUUUUUCUUUGUAAUAUUCUUCUUCCCCUAAAUGGGUAAAGCAUUUCCGACAAGUUUCAAACAAGCCCCAACUUAGAGCAAUAUGCAUACACACAAAAUGUGAAAGAAACUUUGUAAAAUAUUCAUAAUAAAACAAUUUUAUAGAACAACAAAUCCAAAAUUAAGAGCAUAAAUUUGAAAAACUAAUCAUGGCAAGUCUGAAAAUAUUUACUCUGUCUGUAUAUUUACACUUUCUACUCUACACUUUCAAUGUGUUUUAAUUUUUGAUUAGAUUAUUUGUUUGUACAUUACUGUGAUUUACAAGAGCCUCAGUUAAUUGAAUACAAAAAUCUUUGGGGAAAUUUUCAAAGGAUCUUUGCACAUUUUCCUUGAAGAAUGACUCUAAACCAAUAAGAGGAGAGCAGAAAUGAUAAA
This is a messenger RNA of Asterias rubens (European starfish), 5275 nucleotides long. RefSeq names its product transmembrane protein with metallophosphoesterase domain-like. Lineage: Eukaryota; Metazoa; Echinodermata; Asteroidea; Forcipulatida; Asteriidae. Bases 145 to 1479 code for a protein of 444 amino acids. The record is from RefSeq and is a predicted model, not a curated record. Gene Ontology annotation, molecular function: hydrolase activity. The transcript is spliced from 6 exons.